Messenger RNA from Morchella sextelata, 1083 nucleotides. RefSeq lists its product as uncharacterized. The coding region runs from base 1 to 1083 and encodes 360 amino acids. Lineage: Eukaryota; Fungi; Ascomycota; Pezizomycetes; Pezizales; Morchellaceae. Gene Ontology annotation, molecular function: RNA binding. Gene Ontology annotation, cellular component: nucleolus; small-subunit processome. The transcript has 4 exons. The record is from RefSeq and is a predicted model, not a curated record.
AUGCCCUCCACACACGACAAGGAAAAGCCAUGGGACACCGACGACAUCGACAAGUGGAAGAUCGAUGAAUUCAAACCCGACGACAACAAAGCCGGCUCCUUCGCCGAAGAAUCCUCCUUCGCCACCCUCUUCCCCAAGUACCGCGAAGUCUACCUACGCGAAGCCUGGCCGCUCGUGACCCGGGUGCUCGAGAAGCACCAGAUCGCCUGCACGCUCGAUCUCGUUGAGGGGUCCAUGACCGUGCGCACGACGCGCAAGACGUACGAUCCCGCGGCGAUCCUCAAGGCGCGGGACCUGAUCAAGCUGCUUGCGCGGUCCGUGCCGUUCCCGCAGGCGGUCAAGAUCCUGGAGGACGGCGUGGCGGCGGACAUCAUCAAGGUCGGCAACCUGGUGGGGAACAAGCAGCGCUUUGUGAAGCGCAGGCAGAGGAUAUUGGGGCCGAAUGGGAGCACGUUGAAGGCGCUGGAGCUGCUGACGGGGUGCUAUAUCCUGGUGCAGGGGAAUACGGUGGCGGCGAUGGGGGGGUAUAAGGGUUUGAAGGAGGUGCGAAGGGUGGUGGAGGAUUGUAUGAAGAAUAUACACCCGAUAUACCACAUCAAGGAACUCAUGAUCAAGCGGGAACUACAGAAGGAUCCAGAGCUCGUCAACGAAUCCUGGGACCGCUUCCUCCCGCACUUCAAGAAGCGCAACCUCAGCAAGCGCCGCAAGCCCCACAAGAUCACCGACAAGACCAAGAAAGUCUACACCGCCUUCCCCCCCGCACCCGAGAAGUCCAAGAUCGACCUGCAGAUCGAGUCCGGCGAGUACUUCCUCAGCAAGCAGAGCAAGGAGCGCGCCGCGCGGGAGGAGCGCGAGGCAAAGCGCCGCGAAAAGAAGGAGGAGAAGCAGAAGGAGCGGGAAAAGGACUUUGUGCCGCCCGUGGAGGCGGGCGAUGACGCUGAGAAGGCGAAGAAGAAGAGUAAGAAGCAUGAGGGCGAGACGAAGGAGGAGAGGAAGGCGAGGAAGGAGGAGAAGAGGAAACGGAAGGAGGAAAAAGCGGCGAGGAAGGCCGCCAAGGCUGCGAAGGACGAUGAUGAUGAGUAG